This is a messenger RNA of Trichoderma aggressivum f. europaeum, 3282 nucleotides long. RefSeq names its product CAZyme family CE4. Gene Ontology annotation, biological process: carbohydrate metabolic process. The coding region runs from base 1 to 3282 and encodes 1093 amino acids. The record is from RefSeq and is a predicted model, not a curated record. NCBI's taxonomy places the organism in Eukaryota, Fungi, Ascomycota, Sordariomycetes, Hypocreales, Hypocreaceae. The transcript is spliced from 5 exons. Gene Ontology annotation, molecular function: hydrolase activity, acting on carbon-nitrogen (but not peptide) bonds.
AUGUUUGGCCGCUCUUUCAUUCUCAGCCUCUCCCUCGCAGCUCUUUCUAUUGAGGGUGCAUAUGGGGCAUCAUUUGUUCCUCAAAGCCCAGUAGCUAAAAGUAGGGUUUCGCUUUCUGCUCAUUCGAAGAGAGCUGUCAAUGAGGCUGCCAAUAAUGAAUUCACGCCAUUGUCGGUAAAUUAUCCAAUUACGGAGGAUGGUCGUUGUGGUGUCAAUUUCGGCACUAGGUGCCAGAACGAUGAAUGCUGUUCCAGCGAGGGAUGGUGCGGAAUCGGGCGACCUGAAGGGCCUGACACCGAAGACUGGCCCCGAGAUCAUGUUGGUUCCGUGCCAUAUGGAGAAGGGAUUUACCAUUGCUCCAAGCCAGGCACUGUGGCUUUGACUUUUGACGAUGGCCCGUGGUAUCAUACCGAGGAGCUGUUGAACAUUCUUGAGGAACGUGGGGUCAGAGCUACAUUCUUCAUUACAGGCCGCAAUCUUGGAAAGGGGGCAAUCAACGACCCAUCCACAGACUGGCCUCAUCUCAUCUAUCGUAUGCAGGCGGAUGGGCACCAGAUUGGUAGUCACACAUGGUCCCAUCAACGCUUGUCCACGGUCGACAGGUCACGGGUCCGCCAGCAGAUGAUUUAUAACGAAAUUGCCUUUGCGGACCUUCUUGGCUUCUUUCCGACAUAUAUGCGGCCCCCCUACUCUGCUAGUGAUGAAGACGUCGAUGAGUGGCUCGGCGAGUUAGGAUAUCACGUCACGUAUUUCAAUCUCGACACGGAAGGUUAUUUGCACGAGGAUGAAAUUGAGAUCUCUCAAGAUAUCGCUGAAAAAGCAUUUGAUGGAAAGGACCCAGAGACUGAUUCUUACCUCCAAAUCGAGCACGACACAGUAGCUGAAUCAGUGCAUACUCUCGUCCCGUACCUUAUCGAUCUCAUCCACGACGCCGGCUUCGAGACCGUAACUGUCGGUGAGUGUCUCGAAGAUCCAGAAGAGAACUGGUACCGAGGCCCAGACGGAGGAGUUGAGAAGCGUGUGUUGGAGAGGGACCAAGAUUCAAUUUCGGCUGAAAACCCUCGUAUCAAGAGCAAGAGCCCUCGUUCCAUUUUGGACAAGUUCCGGUUCAGAGUCCCCAAGCCUCCCUACGCGGGAACCAACAUCUCUUUCCCUACUAACGGAUCUCACUCUUCCCUUAACGGGUCCCUCCCCCUGAUUCGUCCGGUACCUACCACUGACGGCCGUUGCGGUCCUGCCCAUGGCAACACUACGUACGCCGAAAAAGUUGAAGCUACUUGUCAGUUCUGUAGUCUUCUGCUCCGAGAGGCACGACGUCUGACAUGCAGUGGUCGUGUUAUUCGCCAGGUCGACGGCCAACCUUUGGUCUUCAACUUCGAUCGCGAAUGCCAGAGGGGCGUGGCAGAACAUGGCAUCACCGAAUUCACAACAACUAUCAUCCUAAAAGUCAAUCUGCAACCAGUGCCGACUCCAGAAGAUAUCGAGAUCAAGUUCAACAUUUGCCCUAUUUUCACGGAUAGAGGCGAUGAUCACCUUCAGUGUGCCCAGUUUGUCUCCACAGACAGCAUAGACUUGGGUUUGUGCAGCAAGUGGCUCCGAGAUUGCGAGACGCGGCAUAUACCGUAUUGUCGGGACCUUGUUCAGGAAAUAGACAAGUUACCCUUGCCUCAGGAGUUCCGUCUCAUUGAUACCAUCGAUAACUGCAUCAUUCUAGCGCCCCAAGCUUGUCGUUAUAUCGCACUUAGCUAUGUCUGGGGCCGGGCUGCAACAUUUCAACUCAGUGAAGAUAACGCAGAGAAGUUUAAACGCCCUGGAAGCCUAACACAGCAUAUGGCCGACUUACCCAAGACGGUUCAAGACGCAAUACACGUGGUCAGAUCUAUGGGUGAAAGAUAUCUAUGGGUGGAUCUUCUCUGUAUUAUUCAGGACUCACCUUCAAAAGAGGAACAAAUUGCCAAGAUGGACAGUAUCUACGGAGCUGCUAUCCUGACAAUAGUUGCUGCGUAUGGAUCAGAUGCCAAUGCAGGACUGAGAGGAGUUCGCGCAGGCUCGCGAAUCUUUAACCAGUCGGCAGCCACUAUCUGGCACGAUCUCACUCUUGUGGUUGCUGCUCCAUCGCCGGGUGAUAUUACAGAGUCAAUAUGGGCAACUCGAGGGUGGACGUACCAAGAACAACUGCUAUCGCAGCGAUUCCUAGUUUUCACAACAGAAGGUCAGGCGGUGUGGCAGUGUGCCUCUAGCCAUCUAUUAGAGGAUACUUCAUCCAUCAUCAAAGUCCGGCCAGUGAGGCGUCUAAGACAGCUGCGCGACGGGUUGAGGUUCAACAAACGCCAGCCAGAGCGGAACCCGUCGCUGUCGCCUCUGCCCCUGCAUCGGCCAUAUGCAAUUACUGAGUACGUGGAGGUGGUUCAGGGCUACACCCAGAGGCGUUUUACCUUUGAAGAUGACGUUUUGGCCGCAUUUCAAGGGUUUGGGAGUAUCCUUCAACGCCGACUGAACUCUAGGUUUCUUGCGGGCCUUCCAGAAGCAUACCUGGAUCAGGCAUUGUUGUGGAUUCCGUCAAUUCGGCAAAAGCGGAGAGAAGGUAACGAGAAGCAUUUGCCCAGUUGGUCCUGGGUGGGAUGGAAGGGGCAAGCGCAUUAUGAAGAACUGGACUCCUCGAAUACUGAGAGAGUAGUGCCUGCUGUAAAAUGGUACUACACGGAGAACGGCCAGAUCGCCAAGCCUAUCAAUCAGAUCGGAAUCGGGAUAGAUGAGUCACGGUUUGGAAAAGAGAAGAGCUCAAAUACGUUCUGUUGGGUGCCUAUUUUCGAGCUGCUGGCUGAUUCACUGAACGUUCUGCCAACAAGCAAUCUCGGUUCACAGCAGCGUCCAUUGCUACGAUUUUGGACCUCUUGCUCCCUGUUCCACAUAGCUCCUCGGGGAAGAGAUCGUCUCAUUGCGGGCCAGAGAGAGUCGUCAAUGGACCGUCCCAUCAAAGUGCACCUAUUUCUGGGGCAAUCAGAGAGACAACUCAGUGGAUACCUCAUCUUGAACGGGGAAAGGUUGCCAGAGCUUGAUCCGUCUCGACACGAAUUUAUCGUCUUGUCUGAAGCCCAGUUUUCCGGAUUCAAUCCUAUCAUUUCAGCAUGUACACCGUCAGCACAGAGUCUGAUGUACAAUGUGAUGCUGAUUGAAUGGGAUGACCAACGGGAGAUGGCAUGUCGAUUGGGAGUUGGGAGAGUACUGAAGCGAGCCUGGGACGCGUCAAACCCUGUCAUCAAAUUCAUCACGUUGGGUUAA